AUUCUCCAUGUACCACCAAGCCAAACGUAGGGAAGUACAAGCACACUGCACUACUGCACCAUGGCACUCACCGUCAAGAGCACAUGCGACCAGGCCCUGCUCGAGGCCGAGCACGAGCUCUGGAGAACCACAUUCUCCUACAUCAAGUCCAUGGCGCUCAAGUCCGCCCUGGACCUCCGCCUCGCCGAUGCCAUCCACCACCACGGCGGCGCCGCCACCCUCCCCCAGAUAGUCGCCAGGGCCACGGUGCACCCCUCCAAGAUCCCCUGCCUGCGCCGCCUCAUGCGCACGCUCACCGUCUCGGGCGUUUUCAGCGUCGUCCAGCAGCAGGACGUCGUCUACCCUGCUACCUCCUUGAACAACGGCACCUGCAACGGCGGCGGCGCCGAGCCCUUGUACGCCCUCACCCCGGUGUCUCGCCUGCUCGUUGGCUCACGGAACCUGGCCUCGAUCAUCACCAUGCUCCUCAGCCCCAACUUCGUCACCCCCUUCCUUGGGAUCGGCGCGUGGUUCGAGCACUCGCUGCCGGACCCGUGCAUCUUCACGCAGACGCACGGCGAGGCCCUGUGGAAGAUGGCCGACCACGACGCCACCUUCGACGCGCUCAUCAACGACGCCAUGGUCUCGGACAGCUGCUUCAUCAUGGACAUCGCCAUCAGGGAGUGCGGCGAGGUCUUCCAGGGGAUAAGCUCCCUGAUGGACGUCGGGGGCGGCCUCGGCGCGGCAGCUCAGGCCAUCUCCAAGGCUUUCCCGCGUCUGGAAUGCACCGUCAUGGACCUCGGCCACGUCGUCGCCAAGGCACCGGCUGGAACGGACGUCAAGUACGUCGCCGGCGACAUGUUCGAGAGUAUUCCACCGGCAGACGCCGUCUUCCUCAAGUGGGUACUACAUGACUGGGGCCACGAGGAUUGUGUCAAAAUACUAAAGAACUGCAAGAAAUCUAUUCCUCCGCGAGAGAAAGGAGGGAAGGUAAUAAUCAUCGACAUAGUCAUCGGAGCCGGACCAUCACACGUAAAUCAUCAAGAGCUACAGUCGAUGUUUGAUCUCUACAUCAUGAUUGUCGAUGGCAUCGAGCGAGAUGAGCAAGAGUGGGAGAAGAUCUUUCUUGAAGCUGGGUUUAGUGGCUACAAGAUAAUACCAGUUCUAGGUUUCAGGUCAAUCAUCGAGGUCUACCCGUGAAAGUGGUUUUGUGAGUAUGUGUGCAGACAUGGAUGUUUAUGGAAACCGAACAAGGGUUUGGUUGAUUCGACCCAAGUAUCGGGUCUGAUGUAUGGUUACAUCUUUCAUGUACCUGUUAAAUUCAUGUAUGGAAGCCCUAAAUUACUCCAUGUUCCUUGUUUGUAGGGCGGGUUUGUGUUCUUAUGUCCUCUAUUUGACUAAAAAAUAUGAGUUGUAUCUCACGACAAGCGUAUAAUCAAAUUCAAAACUAUGAGUUGUAUUCCA
Messenger RNA from Hordeum vulgare subsp. vulgare (domesticated barley), 1443 nucleotides. Its product is annotated as O-methyltransferase ZRP4-like. Gene Ontology annotation, biological process: methylation. The record is from RefSeq and is a predicted model, not a curated record. Lineage: Eukaryota; Viridiplantae; Streptophyta; Magnoliopsida; Poales; Poaceae. The coding region runs from base 61 to 1179 and encodes 372 amino acids. The transcript is spliced from 2 exons. Gene Ontology annotation, molecular function: O-methyltransferase activity; S-adenosylmethionine-dependent methyltransferase activity; protein dimerization activity.